Messenger RNA from Diospyros lotus (date-plum), 1437 nucleotides. RefSeq names its product xylan glycosyltransferase MUCI21-like. Gene Ontology annotation, molecular function: glycosyltransferase activity. NCBI's taxonomy places the organism in Eukaryota, Viridiplantae, Streptophyta, Magnoliopsida, Ericales, Ebenaceae. The record is from RefSeq and is a predicted model, not a curated record. Bases 1 to 1437 code for a protein of 478 amino acids. The transcript has 2 exons.
AUGAAGAAGCAGCCGGUGACCACAGUGUUGGCAAUAUGUGUGCUGCUGCUCCUGCUCUUCUACGUCCUCAACAUCGCCGUCCUCUUCGUCCUCCUCAACAUUGCCCGCAUUGUAUCCUUGUCCUUCGACACGCCCUCGACUCGAACUCCUGGUGUCUACACCCGCGCAUACAUAGAAGAAAAACCCUGGAAUAAGGUGUGGGAGAGCCCAGAGCCGACAUGGUCAAUCACAUGUGACACGGCUCAUUUCGAAUAUGAUCUGUGUUAUCUCAACCGUCGAACAGUGGUAGAUCCAACGACUGCGAUUGUAUCUGCGGUAGACCCCACCAAUUCAACCCCAGCAAUUGAGAGAAAGAUCCGACCCUAUCCUCGAAAAGGGCAACCCGAAGCCAUGGAGAAGACUAAAGAGUUGACUCUCACGACGUUUCCGGCCAAAGUUUCCUGCCAAGUAAGCCACAGCGCGCCGGCGCUGAUAUUCAGUGCGGGCGGGUUUACGGGGAAUGUCUUCCAUGAUUUCAACGAAGGCUGGGUCCCGCUGUUUAUCACCGUCGAUGAACAUUUCGUCGAUCGUGAUGUGAUUCUGGCGAUUGUUAAUUGUAGCGAAUGGUGGAUGAUCAAGUAUGCCGAGUUGUUCCCCAAGUUUAGCCGGUACCCGAUUAUUAACCUGGAUAAAGAAACAACGUCGCAUUGCUUCCCGAGAGCGAUUGUCGGGCUGAAAUCGCACGGCGUGAUGAUAGUGGACCCCACCUUGCAACGUGGGCCCCACCCGAAGACGAUGAUGGAUUUUCAAGCCGUCAUAACGGACGCCUACGAGAGCAGCCUCCGAAGCCAUGGAUUCAGUAACGGGGAAGAGCGGCUGCCGAACUUCUCGCCAUCGUCGGGCCGGCCGAGGAUGGCACUAUUGAACCGGCAAGACACUCGGCGACUGCUAAACACGGAGCAACUCAGACGGGCGGCGGAGGAGGUGGGCUUUGAGGUGGCGGUCUUCGAGGUGACCCCGAAAACACCGAUGCGCGAACUCUACCGGGUGAUCUCUAGGAGCCAUGCUCUGGCGGGCGUUCACGGGGCUGCGCUGACCCACGAGCUGUUCCUCCGGCCGGGGGCGGUGCUGCUGCAGAUCGUGCCUAUCAACACGGGGUGGCUGGCGGACAUGUGCUACGGGAAGCUGGCGAGCCGACUGGGGCUGGAGUACGUAGUCUACGAAGCAGGAAUAGAGGAGAGCACGCUGCAGAGCGACGCGUUUGCGGUGAAGCAGCACAUGGAUCCGCACGACCCGGCGUCGACAUUGAUGGGGAACUUGACCAACUGGUACAGAUACAUGAACCAGCAUGUGGAGGUGGACACCGUGAGGUUCAAGAGGUAUUUGAACAGAGCCUACGAGAAGGCCAUUGUUUUCAUGCACAAGCAGCAGCAAAGCAGCGUCUUGUCAGCUUCUUGA